Sarcophilus harrisii (Tasmanian devil) is the source of this 930-nucleotide messenger RNA. RefSeq names its product olfactory receptor 56A1-like. The record is from RefSeq and is a predicted model, not a curated record. Gene Ontology annotation, cellular component: membrane. The transcript has a single exon. NCBI's taxonomy places the organism in Eukaryota, Metazoa, Chordata, Mammalia, Dasyuromorphia, Dasyuridae. Gene Ontology annotation, molecular function: olfactory receptor activity. The coding region runs from base 1 to 930 and encodes 309 amino acids. Gene Ontology annotation, biological process: G protein-coupled receptor signaling pathway.
AUGGCUCCUGUCAACAACAGCUUGCCUGCUGCACUUUCUGAGUUCCUCCUCAUCUGCUUUCCUGGCUACCAGAGCUGGCAGCAUUGGCUCUCCCUGCCCCUGAGCCUGCUCUUCCUCCUGGCUAUGGCUGCCAAUGCUACUCUUCUGCUCACCAUCCGAUUAGAGAUGGUGAGGUCUCUACAUGAGCCCAUGUACUAUCUGCUCAGCCUUCUCUCUUUGCUGGAUAUUGUGCUCUGUCUCACUGUUAUCCCCAAGGUCCUGGCUAUCUUCUGGUUUGAUCUCAAGGCUAUCAGUUUCUCUGCCUGUUUCCUCCAGAUGUUUAUCAUGAACAGUUUCCUUCCCAUGGAGUCCUGCACCUGCAUGAUCAUGGCAUAUAAUCGCUAUGUGGCCAUUUGUCACCCCUUGUGCUACCCUUCCAUCAUCACUGAUCAAUUUGUGGUCAAGGCUAGUGUAUUCAUUAUUGCUAGAAAUGCUCUCAUUUCUGCACCCAUUCCCAUCUUUUCCUCUAGACUUCAUUACUGUGGGAAAAAAGUAAUCGAGCACUGUCUUUGUGCUAACUUAUGUGUGCCCAGACUUUCCUGUGACAACAUUACCCUAAAUAGACUUUACCAGUUAGUGGCUAGCUGGAUCGUAGUCAGUUCUGACCUCAUCCUCAUCUUCAUUUCUUAUACCUUUAUUCUUUGGGCUUUUUGGGAUCAAGGCUGGGAGCUGCAAAAAGGCUCCGCCUGGCCCUUUUCUCUCCUCUUCUUCCAAUCUUAUUUUUUUGACCAAUUGGAAGGGAAGGGGCCCAUGGCCCAUCCUGUCUUCUCAAUGUUUGGCCCAUCCCCCAGCCCUGCUAUUUCUGGUUUGGACAAGGAUCAAACGGGUCCCAAGUUACUGAAAAAGGUUUUCAUGGUCCUUCAACCUGCAUGUAAAGUUGGCAAAGGGUAA